This is a messenger RNA of Dioscorea cayenensis subsp. rotundata (Guinea yam), 2514 nucleotides long. Its product is annotated as O-fucosyltransferase 6-like. The coding region runs from base 231 to 1973 and encodes 580 amino acids. NCBI's taxonomy places the organism in Eukaryota, Viridiplantae, Streptophyta, Magnoliopsida, Dioscoreales, Dioscoreaceae. The record is from RefSeq and is a predicted model, not a curated record. The transcript has 10 exons.
CUCUGUUUGUUUUUCUUUUUCCUCCUCACCAACUCCAUAACUAAACCCAACAAUAAUUAAAAAAAAAAUUAUAUAAAUUAAAAAAAAACCACCAACUCCGUCAUCUUCGUCGCCGGUCAUCUUCUCCUUCUUCUUCUUCUCUCUUCUUCGAUCUCUCCUCCAUCUACCCGCAAUGAAACACUCUCCAAUACCACCAUUUCCUCCUCAGAUUCCAAGCUAGACCAGGCCUCAUGGCGUUCCAGCGGCGGCGCCAGCAGCACGAGCGGUGGCCCAUUCCUGCUGCGCUCUUUGCCGCUGCUCUCCUCGUGCUUGCCGCGCUUGUGCUCCUUGUAUCCCUCGUUCCUCCGCCCCUCGAACACCCCGCCCUCCCCAAACCCCGUCGACCAGCCCUUCUGUUUAAGAAUCUCGCGGAGGUGAAGAGGAACGUGGUUGCUACGGAGGUUUUCCAUGUUCCGGGUGGAGGGAGCAUGGAGAAUGAUCUUUGGGUUUCCAAGCUUGCAAAUCAUUUUCACGGUUGCAGCAAUGCAAGCAGUGGGUUUGCUACUGCGAAAGCCAACACUCGAUCAAACUUGUACUUGAUGAUUGCAACCAGUGGAGGCUUAAAUCAACAGAGAACAGGGAUAACGGAUGCUGUUGUUGCAGCUCGAAUUUUGAAUGCGACCCUUGUUGUUCCUAAGCUGGAUCAAAAAUCAUUUUGGAAAGAUGCUAGCAAUUUUGCUGAUAUCUUUGAUGUGGACUGGUUUGUAUCAUUUCUUUCAAAAGAUGUUAAAGUCAUAAAGGAGCUUCCUAGAAAUGGAGGAAAGGUCAUUGGUAAUCCUUAUUCCAUGCGUGUUCCAAGGAAAUGCACCCCAAGAUGCUACCAGACUCGAGUCAUGCCUGCUCUCCUGAAAAAGCACGUUAUUCAGCUGACUAAGUUUGAUUACCGACUUGCAAACAAGUUGGAGACAGAUCUGCAGAAACUGAGAUGUAGAGUUAAUUAUCAUGCGUUAAAAUUUGCAGACCCAAUCUUAGAAAUGGGGGAAAAGUUAAUCCAGAGAAUGAAGGCAAAAAGCAAGCAUUUCAUUGCACUUCACCUGAGAUUUGAACCUGACAUGCUUGCCUUCUCUGGAUGCUAUUAUGGAGGAGGAGAAAAGGAAAGGAAGGAACUGGGGGCAAUACGCAAGAGGUGGAAGACCUUACAUAUAAGCAACCCAGAUAAGGAACGGAGGCACGGAAAAUGCCCACUAACUCCAGAAGAGGUUGGUCUUAUGCUCAGGGGAUUGGGCUUUGGUGCAGAUGUUCAUAUUUAUGUAGCAUCAGGUGAAGUUUAUGGAGGAGAAGAGUCUUUGGCGUCAUUGAAGGCUCUGUUUCCUAAUUUCCAUUCUAAAGAAACUCUAGCUAGCAAGGAAGAGCUGGCUCCAUUCUUAUCUUUCUCAUCUCGAAUGGCUGCACUAGAUUUCGUUGUCUGUGAUGGAAGUGAUGUAUUUGUCACCAACAACAAUGGCAACAUGGCUAGAAUGCUUGCUGGACGAAGGAGAUAUUUUGGUCAUAAGAGGACGAUACGGCCAAAUGCUAGAAAGCUUUACUCUUUAUUUUUGAACAGAUCCAACAUGACAUGGGAAGAAUUUGUGUCGAAGGUUCGAACUUAUCAGAAGGGAUUUAUGGGAGAACCAAAUGAGGUAAGACCUGGUAGAGGUGAAUUUCAUGAAAACCCUUCGACGUGUAUAUGUGAAAAUAAUAAGCCAAGAGUUGAUUCUGGGCCACAAGAUCAAGUCAAAGGUGGUAAUCAAAAUGAGAAGGGUCACAUAAGUAGGAACGUUGGUGAAUCACCAGAGAAUCACCCUAGUGGUGAUGAGGAGCAGGAAAUGGAUUGGCUUGACUUCGAUUAUGGAGAAAAUGCUCACAUGGUGAAUCUUGCUAAUGGAACUGGAUUGGAGUAUAAUUUCUUCCUCCGAUCUGAGGAUCCUGAUUUGGAAGAAAUCCUUUCCGACUAGCAAAAUAUUUUUGAACUUGACCAUUCUUUCUCGAAUUUAUUUGAUCUGGAAGUUUGCUCACUGCGGAACUCUCUCUUUGCCGAUGUGUGCUUCAUUCUAUUGUAUAUAGAGCCGUGAUGGAAGAACUGUACAGUGAAAAUCCUUUCCAACUUGGCUGUUAAAUCAAGAAAAUUUCACUUGCAGGAAAAACAACUUGGCAGUUCUUGAAUUUUGUUGGACAACACUGAUGAAUAUAUAUAGUUUUUAAUUUUUGUUUCUUUGUGAAAUUGAGGGGCUACUAGAGUCAGUUCUCUUGAAAGGAAAACAAACAUGAAAUGACAUUGUUUAUAUUCAAUCUUUGAAAUGUUUAUUCUUCCCCUCAGGUCUGAAGGACACAAAACUCUUUGUUCUUGUUAUUGUGCAAAUUUCCUUGCAUGCAUGAUGUCUUGAAUAGAGACUCUCUCAUGUAUACUUUCCCUUGGUAAAACAGUCAGUAUUUAGUUGGGUAUGAUACCAGGGUGAAAAAUGCACUUAGCAUGAUUUUGAAUUCAGAUUUAGUGAG